AUGGAUACUUCGGCGGUCAUUCAGCUCAGCUGUCAGGCAGCUGAGAGUGUGCUUCGCUUUCGGGCUGUGGGCUUUACGAGACGGCCUGUGAUCGACCUGCAGUCCUUCAGAGCUGCGAUCGCAGCACAGAUUGAGAAGGUCGCAAAGGACCACCGACACCGUUUCGAGAUCCCCCUCUCAGAGGUCGUGACAUACGCGGGAGUUGGUGCCGCACGUGCCGCCCAGCAAUGGAACGACAUUUCUCACAAGGAGAACCAUGUCGUGACCGAAUGGUUCAGAAACUGUGUCUGCAACCUCGUCAGCGGAGUCGUCAACGACAUCGGACAGAUGGCCUUCGAGGACCAGGGCAUGAAUGCGUGCAUGUAUCUCGAGCCGGACGAAUACGACCCUUUCGACGUGCCCAGCUACACUAGAGCAGCGCCCGUUAGCAAGUCCUCGAUUUACAUUCGCAGCGGUGUAGACGACUACUACGGCUUCCCGCAGGUUGAAACUCAGAAGACCGACGACUCUUCAGCUGCCCGCAACGCGCACUUGGCUACCUCCAACUCGUCAUGGACGACCUUUGAGCCGCCCCGUCCUUUCCGACAUGAGGUCGAGAAAGGCUAUAAAGCUCUCGAUGAACUGGCGGCAUCCCAGGAAGACACCUCGGCCCGCGCCGACUUCAUCCAGAAGACCAAACGCCUCCGCAAUGUUUCGGACCCCGUCCACGCUGAUUCCCAAGACAUGCUUCUCAAGCGACCCACCAAGCGAGCCCGCCAGGAUCCAUCCCCCUCGCGCCCGUCACCACUGUCAGCGGGUCCCGCAGGCUCGGCGAGCGAUUCCGUGAACAAGGUCCAGAAGAACUUUCGCUGGACGGAUGAUGAGAUCAACAUACUGGUCACCUCUAGGGACUUCGGCCGGAGCUGGAGCGAGGUCGUCAAUAUGCUUCCCCGCCACACGUGGAUGUCUUGUCAGACGAAAUACCGCAUGGUCAAAAACAAGGAGGGCGGCAAGUCGGAUGGCCGGCCUCCAGUCGAUGCUCCCGCUGUCCGCAAGCAGGGACAGAGUGACAAGGCCCAGGUGGUUCAGGGAGGCAUGGAGGCCGGUCGUAGCGUCGAGGACAAGGAUGAGACGACUACGAGCCGCAACGGACUGCAGGCAGUGGGCAUGGACAUCGACGAUCACGGCAAUCAGGGUGGGAAGAAGUCAAUGGUUGCCGCAAGCAGAAAUGCUGCUGAGCCAGAGCAGGAUGUUGGUGGAGACCCCGCGGAGGAACCGACCACCGAAAACAUGGAGUAG
Molecule: messenger RNA, 1278 nt
Organism: Diaporthe citri
Lineage: Eukaryota; Fungi; Ascomycota; Sordariomycetes; Diaporthales; Diaporthaceae
Exons: 5
Coding region: 1-1278 (425 amino acids)
Source: RefSeq, a predicted model, not a curated record